Molecule: messenger RNA, 1026 nt
Organism: Camponotus floridanus (Florida carpenter ant)
Lineage: Eukaryota; Metazoa; Arthropoda; Insecta; Hymenoptera; Formicidae
Product: histone-lysine N-methyltransferase SETMAR-like
Exons: 1
Coding region: 1-1026 (341 amino acids)
Molecular function (GO): nucleic acid binding
Source: RefSeq, a predicted model, not a curated record
AUGGAAAGUGAAAAGCAGCAUUUUCGGCAUAUUUUAUUUUUUUACUAUCGAAAAGGUAAAAAUGCUGUUCAAGUAAGAAAAAAAUUAUCCGAUGUGUAUGGAGAAGAUAUAUUGACAGAACGCCAAUGCCAAAACUGGUUUGCAAAAUUUCGACCCGGCAAUUUUGAUGUUGAAGAUGUACCACGUUCUGGAAGGCCAGUUGAAGCUGAUGAAGACACAAUAAAGGCAUUAAUUGAUGCAAACCGGCGAAUAACAACUCGUGAGAUCGCUGAGAGAUUAAAUUUAUCGAAUUCGACCGUUCAUGAUCAUUUGAAACGCCUAGGUUUAAUCUCAAAGCUCGACAUAUGGGUUCCUCAUGUUCAUACGGAAAGAAAUUUGUGCCGUCGCGUUGACGUUUGUGAUUUGGUUCUCAAACGUCAAGAAAAUAAUCCAUUUUUGGAGCGCAUCAUCACUGGAGACGAGAAAUGGGUUGUCUACAACAAUGUUAAACGCAAGAGAUCAUGGACUAAAAAAGAUGAACCGGCUCAAAGCACUUCGAAAGCCGAUAUUCAUAAAAAAAAAGUGAUGCUAUCUAUUUCGUGGGAUUUCAAAGGAAUCGUUUUUUUGAGCUUCUACCGGACAACAACGAUCAAUUCUGAAGUGUACUGUCAUCAGCUGGACAAAUUGAAUGAUUCACUUAAACAGAAAAGGUCAAAAUUGAUCAAAAGAAAAGGUAUAGUGUUCCACCAAGAUAAUGCGAGACCUCAUACAAGUUUGGUAACUCGCCAAAAGCUUUUACAGCUUGGAUGGUAUAUACUGCCACACCCACCAUAUUCUCCAGAUCUGGCACCUUCUGAUUAUUAUUUGUUCCGGUCUCUACAAAAUUUUUUAGACGGUAAAAAAACCUUUACUUCAAAUGAGGAGGUCAAAAAUCACCUGGAUCAGUUUUUUGCCAGCAAAGAACAAAAAUUUUAUGAACGUGGAAUCAUACUACUGCCAGAAAGAUGGCAAAAGGUAUUGGACCAGAAUGGACAAUAUAUAAUUUAA